UGUAGUAUUGUUAUCCACCACAAGGGUGCGCACGACGCACAAACCGGAAGCAGGAAAUAGAGUCAACGUCGACCAUGACGUCGAAGUGCGAAAUUCAAACUUCUGUAACAAAACAUCCUGCCAGAGGGCUUUUUUCAUCAAUGUGGCGUAUGGUUGCUAACCGAUUUUUUUUACCUUCUUCCUCUCUCGUUUUCAUACACAUUCAGUGAGGUUGGUCAUCGUGCGGCUGAAGCGGGGAGGAUGCCUGUGGAAAGAACCGAUCAGCACGAACUCUUCAAAUACUAUGAGGUUUAUGAGACUAUCGGCUCAGGAGGCUUUGCUAAAGUCAAGCUGGGUCGACACAUCCUGACAGGAGAGAAUGUUGCCAUUAAAAUCAUGAACAAGAAGGAUCUCGGGGAUGACCUGCCCCGUGUGAAGGUGGAGAUUGAGGCCAUGAAGAACUUGAGUCACCAGCACGUCUGCCGUCUCUACCAGGUUAUAGAGACCUCCACUCAGAUCUUCAUGGUGCUGGAGUACUGUCCAGGUGGGGAGUUGUUUGACUACAUCAUAGCAAAGGACCGUCUGUCAGAGGAAGAGACCAGGGUGUUUUUCAGACAAAUUGUGUCUGCGAUGGCCUACGUGCACAGCCAGGGUUACGCACACAGGGAUCUCAAACCGGAAAACUUGUUGAUUGAUGAAGACCACAACUUGAAGCUUAUAGACUUUGGAUUGUGUGCCAAACCUAAGGGAGGUUUGGGGUUUGAGCUGAAGACGUGUUGUGGGAGCCCUGCCUACGCUGCUCCUGAACUCAUCCAGGGCAAAGCAUAUAUCGGCUCAGAGGCCGAUGUGUGGAGUAUGGGAGUGCUGCUGUUCGCUCUGCUCUGUGGAUACCUACCCUUUGAUGACGACAACUGCGUAGUCCUCUACAGGAAAAUUUUAAGAGGUAAAUAUGAAAACCCCCGGUGGCUGUCUCCUGGUAGUGUCCUCCUCCUCAACCAGAUGAUGCAGAUGGACCCCAAGCGGCGUCUUAGUGUUCGACAUCUGCUUGACCAUCCCUGGGUGAUGAAAGACUACAACAGCCCUGUGGAGUGGCACGCCGACAGCCGGUACACGCACACAUUCAUACAUGAAAACUGUAUCACUGAGAUGGCUGUCAACAUGAAACGGUCAAGAGUGAGCACCACAGCGCUGGUCAAGGAGUGGCGGUAUGACCAGACCACAGCCACCUACCUGCUGCUGCUGUCAAAGAAGCAGAGGGGCAAACCUGUUCGCUUGCGCCUUGAACCAACCGUCUGUGAGGACUCCUGCUCUCCACUGCACCAGGGACUACAGACAAGGGAAGCCCUUCACUUCAGCGAGGAUGAGGAUGCCGUUAUUGUGGGUUCUCUGGAAUUUUGCUCAGACUACAUUGAUGAUUGCCCGUGGGUUUCAGCUACAAACAACAAAGACAUGAGACUGGCAUCUCCUUCAGUGGAGAAAAAGUGUGUUUACAGCCCGUCCCCAGAGAGGGGGCGAACAAUGGCACAGCACCGCCCGGAGAGGAGGGACAGAGACCAGGGACAAACCAGUGAGAACAAGGAGAAUAUUGCUGUGCAGGAGAAAGAUGUCAAAAUAUUUGCAUUGCCUCCUCCUCGAACUCCAGCGUCCAGUAAAAGGAAUGCCCGGCCCAACAAAAAUGUGUUGACCACACCCAAUCAAAAUGCUAAUUUCAAUGGCUCUAAAACCAAUGCAGUCACACCUAAAGGUGGAGGCAGUGCCUCUAAAGAGUCAAAUAAGAAGAGAGCAGCCGAGUUCAAGGAGCUUGCAAACGUUGACCUACUGGCCUUCAGUCCUGAGCGAAGGUCUCGGUCAUUGGACAUGGCUGUUACGGGAGACAGCGAGAAGAAAAAGAGAGGAGGAAAGGUGUUUGGUUCCCUGGAGAGAGGCCUGGAUAAGAUGAUCACCCUGCUCACUCCCAGCAAAAAGCGAGCCCUGCGUGUCGGCCCACGGAAGAUCAAGGCACAGUACAACGUUACUCUGACCAGUCAGACCAACCCCGACCAGGUCCUUAACCAGAUCCUAUCCAUCCUGCCGGAGAAAAACGUUGAUUUCACACAGAAAGGCUAUACCCUAAAAUGUCGGACCUGGGGUGACUUUGGGAAGGUAACCAUGGCGUUUGAGCUGGAGGUGUGCCUUCUGCAAAGGCUGGAGAUUGUCGGGAUCCGGCGCCAAAGGCUGAAGGGAGAUGCCUGGGUCUACAAGCACCUAGUGGAAGACAUCCUUUCCACAUCCAGUAUAUAAGAAAUACACUUUACUAAAAAUGUAAAUGGACACUGGCAUUUUUGUGUCCAAGAAUAAAUUGUCUGAUUAGUGACUGAUGCAAAGAUUUAUACAGGAGGGCGUCUAAGCUUGUUAAUGAUUUGUUCUUUAUUAUACAUAGUGAAUAUUUAAAGUUGUCCUUAGGCCAGCCUGUAAACCCCAGAGUACAUGUUACAUAAAAUGUAUGAGCAUUACAUCCUGUACAGCAUAUCUUGAUUCAUGUAUAGUAUUGCUGUUUUACGUGUGUGCGUGUGUUUGUGUGUCUGUGUGCCUGAUGGAACAAAGCUAUCAGUGGUAAUUACCAUAUUUGUCAUGUUGUUAUUUUCCCCUCUAGUUGUAAUUCCCUUUCAUUAAUGUUUACAAUUCUUCCAUCAUGUUGUUCUUACAAGUUUGCGUUGUAUGAAGUGUUUGCUUUUAUUAUUUUAUUUACUGUCUGUCGCAUUUUGUCUAUAAGAUUUCUACUGACAUAAAAUAGCAAGAUAAAUGGUUUCUGGUAAAUGUCCCCAUGUGUUUAUGGAGACAGAUGAUUAAGGA
Etheostoma spectabile (orangethroat darter) is the source of this 2811-nucleotide messenger RNA. RefSeq names its product maternal embryonic leucine zipper kinase (gene melk). The record is from RefSeq and is a predicted model, not a curated record. Gene Ontology annotation, cellular component: cytoplasm. Gene Ontology annotation, molecular function: ATP binding; protein serine/threonine kinase activity. Gene Ontology annotation, biological process: protein phosphorylation; intracellular signal transduction. NCBI's taxonomy places the organism in Eukaryota, Metazoa, Chordata, Actinopteri, Perciformes, Percidae.